Vitrella brassicaformis is the source of this 510-nucleotide messenger RNA. Lineage: Eukaryota; Vitrellaceae. The record is from the annotation of a GenBank genome assembly.
CCAGCGUGUUCCUCGGAUGCCGGUUCUCUAUCAGCUGCCGCUGCUGCUGUUGUUGUUGUUGUUGCUAUGGCCCAGUGGGAGAUUGGCGGAGAGAGUCAGCCAAACCGAGUCAGCCACCGAUCUUCAAGUCGGCUGGGGCAAAGUGAGGAUCGUUUCCGACGUACAUGUGGUAAGCGGCAGGUGCGAAGCCGUGCGAAGGAAUGACUGUGUAUCUGUGUCCGUGACACUGUCUCAACGACACACUCCGACAGGGCAAUUGCCGGAUGUCUGACGAGUGCUUGCACAAGCUGAAAUCGUUUCUUCGAGCCACCGUGACUCCGGGCAACCCUUACAGUGCCAAUGUGAAGGCACUUGUACUCCUGUAAGCUGUGUGUGGGUGUAUGUUCGAUAAAGGAGAAAACGCCACGUCAUGCGUGGCUCGUUGGUAUGUGCAGCGGGGACAUAUUCGAGACAUGGUCUUACAGAGAAAGGGAUGUCGACAUAAUCAUGUACUACGUGCGUACUAUGUAG